Molecule: messenger RNA, 2065 nt
Organism: Argentina anserina (silverweed cinquefoil)
Lineage: Eukaryota; Viridiplantae; Streptophyta; Magnoliopsida; Rosales; Rosaceae
Product: probable ADP-ribosylation factor GTPase-activating protein AGD15
Molecular function (GO): GTPase activator activity
Source: RefSeq, a predicted model, not a curated record
UGUUUUGUUAAUUAUACGGGGAGUGAGGGAAGUCGCAGCUGGAAGAAGUAAAGAGAAGAGAAUCGAGAGAUGGGUUCAAGAGGAGGUGCGACGGUUUUGCAGCAGCUGAAUCGGGCGAGCCGAAUGAGACAGAAGCUGCAGACGGCGCUUGAAGCCAGCGCUCUGGAGAUAGAAGACGUGUCACAUCAGCACGCCGGACACGCCGCCAUGAGGAAUAACAACAACGCCGGCGAGACUCAUUUCAACCUCAAGAUCGUCUCUCCUAAAUUCGAGGAGCAGACCCUCGUUAAACGACACCGCAUGGUCUACGAUGCCUUGGCCGACGAGCUCAACUCCGGUCUUCACGCCCUCUCCAUUGUCGCCAAGACUCCCCAUGAAAAGUGACACUUUUCCUUCGUAUUAUUAUUAUUAUUAUUCUGUUUCUCUUUGAGAUUAUUUUUGAUGCUGAUAAUAUAUACAUUUGUGUAUUCUUCAAUUUGAGACGUAAUAUAAUAACAUAUCGUGUUGAAUUCAUUCAUGCGCUUUACUUAUAAUUCAUCAUGAUGUUAAUGGAGGGAGAGAAUGAGAUGAGAGAAUUAGAGGUGGUCAAAAGCAGCCUCAAAUAGUAGUCCAAUUGGAUAAUGGCAAUUGCAGAGACAGAUUUUUGUGGAAUACCAACCGUGCCUUUCCCUGGGAAUUAGUGGAGCCUCUAUUUUCGUUUCAGACAGACAGAGACGCAGAGAGUGCUGGAAUUAACUCACUCUCUCUGUUCAAGCCAAGGCCUUGUUGUAUCAUCGCCUCUCUGGUGUUGUAUGACUUCUACUUCAAGAUAACAAAUCAACCAAAGCAGGAAGAGAGGGAGGCACACAUAAUUAUGUCAUUGACAAUGAACAAGGCCUCUGUUACCAAGGAGCUCAAUGCCAAGCACACCAAGAUUUUAGAAGGUCUUCUUAAGCUGCCAGAAAACCGGGAAUGUGCUGAUUGUCGGAGCAAAGCCCCACGAUGGGCAAGUGUGAACCUGGGAAUAUUUAUUUGCUUGCAAUGCUCAGGAAUUCAUCGCAGCCUUGGAGUACACAUUUCAAAGGUUCGCUCUACUACUUUGGAUACAUGGCUGCCAGAGCAGGUUGCUUUUAUGGAAUCUUUGGGUAAUGAAAAGGCAAACCACUAUUGGGAAAAGGAGUUGCCACCAAAUGCAGACAGAAGUGCGAUUGAGAAGUUUAUUCGUUCCAAGUAUGGGGGAAAAAAGUGGGUUGCAAAUGAUGCAAAACAGCCCGCUCCUGAACCAGCCAGUUCCAACAAGUUGGUAGAAGGUGAAGCCAUCAAUGCUAAGAAACUGAGGCAUUCUCUUGAGGACGCAGUACUUGCUACACACCUUGCGGAAGAUGCUCCUCCAGAAGUAAAACCACGCGCGGGUUCUUUAGAUUUGAAUCACGUGUUUACAAAUUCACCUCUACCAAAGGGGCCAGCACAGAUGACAGAUUCUGUUACAGAAACUAAGAGCAAUGGUGCAACAGAUCUCUUCAAUUUGCUUUAUGUCCAUGAUGCAAAUCAGGAAUGUCCCACUGUACCUCCUGCACGCUGGGCAACUUUCGAUUGUAAGAACAUUAUGAUAUUUCCAUUUAUUGUCUUAUAAUAUAAGCUGGUUUUAGGAACUUUUGAGGUUGGAUAUACUUCUGUCAAUAGACAGCUGCUUUUGAUUUGAUUGCCUACUAAAAGAUGUGGUUAAAUCGUUGGAAAGUGCCGAUUUAUAUUCUCAAAUCCAAAUUGUUGUUUGCAGGACAGGACUGUUGAAUUGAGCCCCCAGAAGUAAUGUUUGGCCAGCUGCUGACAGUAAAGUCAGACUAGUAGUUGAAGUGGGCAAUGUUUGUUCCAGCAAGAACUGUGGGAUUGGACAGUACAUAUAGCUCUUCAUUAAGGAUGUCAAUGAAGGAAUACAUUGUUACACAUCCUUCCCCAUGGUGCUGAGAUAUGUUUUUUUUAGUCUGGAUUUGAAAGAAAGUAGGUUGAAGGGUAUAUUCACGGAUCACCUCACAGAAGGCUCUCUGCAAUAGUAGCAGGAGAACCUCUUUUCUUUAUUAGGAGAAAA